CGCUUGGAGCCCGGGAGGCGCUCCGAGUCCCCGCUGGACCACGGUGACUGUCUAGCGCCCGGGUGCGCUGCCAGGACGAGGACCGGACUCUUUUUGAAUCGCUCUGCGUCUGGGCGCGGGGCGAAUCUUGGUAUUUUCUAACUCAACUUGUGGAUUGGAACGUGGCUCCGCUCGGAGCGCGGCCAGCGACUUGUAGGACCCCAGCCCUGGCCGCAGCCGCCGCGCACGCCCUCAGAAGACUCGGCGGGGUAGGGGCGCGGGCCGGCCGCGAGGGUCGACUUGUGCGCCGCAUCGGGCGCAGGGCUGAUUGGAGGGGGGUCCCCGGAGAACCCAUUUGGGAUUUGUUUGAACAGCAUGGAGGAGAAUGACCCCAAGCCCAGCGAAGCGGCGGCGGCGGCGGCGGCGGAGGGGCAGCGGCAGCCGGAAUCCAGCCCCAGCGGCGGCUCGGGUGGCGGCGGCAGCAGCCCGGGCGACGCGGACACUGGCCGCCGGCGGGCUCUGAUGCUGCCCGCGGUCUUGCAGGCGCCGGGCAACCACCAGCACCCGCACCGCAUCACCAACUUCUUCAUCGACAACAUCCUGCGGCCCGAGUUCGGCCGGAGAAAGGACACGGGGACGUGCUGUGCCGGCGCGGGAGGAGCGCGAGGCGGCGGAGCCGGCGGCGAAGGCGGCGCUGGCGGCGCAGAGGGAGGCGGCGGCGCGGGCGGCGCCGAGCAGCUCCUGGGGUCCGGCCGGGAGCCCCGGCAGAACACGCCCUGUGCGCCCGGUGCGGGCGGGCCGCUCCCCGGCGGCGGCGGCGACUCUCCGGGUGACGGGGAAGGCGGCUCCAAGGCGCUCUCGCUGCUCGGCGGCGCCAAGAAAGGAGGCGACCCCGGAGGCCCCCUGGACGGAGCGCUCAAGGCCCGCGGCUUGGGAGGCGGCGACCUGUCGGUGAGCUCGGACUCGGACAGCUCGCAGGCCAGCGCUAACCUGGGCGCGCAGCCCAUGCUCUGGCCAGCCUGGGUCUACUGCACGCGCUACUCGGACCGGCCUUCUUCAGGUCCCAGGUCUCGAAAACCAAAGAAGAAGAACCCCAACAAAGAGGACAAGCGGCCACGCACGGCCUUCACGGCGGAGCAGCUGCAGAGGCUCAAAGCCGAGUUCCAGACCAACAGGUACCUGACGGAGCAGCGGCGCCAGAGCCUGGCCCAGGAGCUCAGCCUCAACGAGUCUCAGAUCAAGAUCUGGUUCCAGAACAAGCGCGCCAAGAUCAAGAAGGCCACGGGCAACAAGAACACGCUGGCCGUGCACCUGAUGGCGCAGGGCCUGUACAACCACUCCACCACGGCCAAGGAGGGCAAGUCGGACAGCGAGUAG
Messenger RNA from Equus quagga, 1356 nucleotides. It is a transcript of the gene EN2, whose product is annotated as engrailed homeobox 2. Lineage: Eukaryota; Metazoa; Chordata; Mammalia; Perissodactyla; Equidae. The transcript has 2 exons. The record is from RefSeq and is a predicted model, not a curated record. Gene Ontology annotation, molecular function: DNA-binding transcription factor activity, RNA polymerase II-specific; RNA polymerase II cis-regulatory region sequence-specific DNA binding. Gene Ontology annotation, biological process: neuron differentiation; regulation of transcription by RNA polymerase II; multicellular organism development. Gene Ontology annotation, cellular component: nucleus. The coding region runs from base 355 to 1356 and encodes 333 amino acids.